AUGCCGGCAAGCCGCAUUCUCGAGAAACUUUUACCUGUCGUCAAGCCGACCGACAUGAGGAACGGUGAGUUCUUGGGGUUUUCGCUGCAUUAAUUAAUGAGCGGUCAUUGUUUCCUCGUAAGCCUCUGCGUAGAAACAAUAAGCUUCUCUUGGGGUAUAGCUCGUUCACUGCUGUUCUGCGACAUUUUUUAACUAAGGUAUUCCUUCAGUCAUCGAAACAGUAUUGUGAGAUUCUAGGUCAACACGAUUUUACUGAGUGGGUCCAAGUGAGUGCGGAACAUGAACUUUUUUCUUUUUGUUCUGAGCUUUCAUUCUAUGCCGAACCUGAAAAAUAAUGGAAAGUAAACAGUGACAAGGGGAGGACAAUGCAUUUUUAUUUUGGAAAAAUUUGAUCGAAAAAUCAAGAAGAGAAAUGAGCCAUUUAGACGUUUUUUAUGUAUUGAAUAAUUCCCUGAUGUCUCACUAUAUUAAGAGCAAUUUUUAGAAAAAUGCCCUUUUUCACGCUGAAAACUCUUGAAUUGAGUUCGAGUGUUUAGGUAAAACAUUGUUUAUCUUGAAAAAAACCUACGGUAAAUGAACUUGUGAUUUUUUGAGAAAACACAAAAAAAUUGAAUUAUCUGAUUUCGCGGGUUCUAGUUUAGACCCUUAUGUGUUGAAAGGAAGUUUGGAAAUAACCUACUAGUUAAUUGAAACAAAAAAAUUUCAAUGAGAAAACUGAAAAGAGAGUUAUGAGUAAUAUUUGCAGUUAAAUAUGGCCUUACCAACUUUGACGUUAAGUAAUUGAAAAAAAAACUUUUUUGUUUAAACGCAAUCUUCUAGAAAAUCGUACAAAACACAAACCGAGAAAACGCUAAUAGUCCACAAUAUUUUGUGAUGACUUUGCAUACUUGCAGACGAUUUUGUAGAAAAUGUCAUCUAAGUACGUGAAGUCGUAGAUAAGUGGAGUUAAUGGCGACCUCAACAAAGAAUUUUUCUGUACCACAUUGUGUCGAAAUAUUUUUUCCAAGUGGAGGUGGGAGUUCCUUUAAUCUCCACGAAACGUUUCUGUCAUUCCUUCUGAAUCUUCAAAUGAUCACCGUAGCCAUGGCCUCUGCAAGUGAGUUCCUACUUUGUUUUCUGCACCUUGUACUUUUAGGCAUCACGAUGAUAGAGAAUAAAAUGAAAAAUUUCUCGCUAAUUUCCACCUGCUCGGUUGAGCUUUCAGUUUUUUAUAUGAACGAAUGGCUAAUUUUUCUGACGCACGAGUCCGGCACGCUUCAGUAGACAGAAAGUAUCUUCUCCCGUAGGAAAAAAAGCCGGCUGCAAAAAUAUUUUGAUGUUAUGAGAGCUGCUCGACUGGAAGACUACUGUAAGGAGAUGUCCACAACAUACCUACGGUAGAUACUUUGGACUACUUAUCGGGCUUCAUAGCAUUUUGAGUAAAAUUUGAAGGACGCUUUCGUAAAUCAAUUAAAAAACGGGAUGGAAUUUAUAGAAAUGGUUAUUUUGAUAUGAAAUUUAGUCGUUUGUCCAGGCCUUGCUGCUGCAUAUUUUUUUCGGAUGAAAGGUUACAGAAUAACUUUUUUAGAUCUUUGAAAACCUAAAAAAAUUUGCGUUUCUGAACCAAAAAUUUUCACAGUUCCGAAUGGAUUAUCACAUCAGUGGAUAAAAAGCCAUCCAGCUUUAAAAUGUCAAUUCCCCUAAAAUAAUGGAGUAACUUUGAAAAGGUCUCCAGCCAUGAGAAGAAAGAAUUGAUUUAUCAAUUAUUUGAUUAUAACUUUAAAUUCUCAGAAAUCAAGCAGAAGAGGAGCCUUGUGACAUGGAUCUUGUCGAAGAACAACAAGCUGAAGCUGUGCGACAAGACGCUCUACCCAAUCUACUACCUGCUGCUUCUCCUCGGAAUCAACCAUUCCCUCCUGCCAAAAUACACGAUCCCAUUUCGAAUGUACAGUUGGAUCGUGUUUGGCGCCCUGGUAACGUUUCCAUUUCGUUAUGCAAAUUGCCAAUCGCAAAAUGGUUCAGUGUUUCACGACGGCGCGAAAGUUCUCCCAAAUCGGCAUGUGUCCGGAUGGAUCCCGUCUGCCUCUUGAUUCCGUCAUUGUAGAUCCUCGAUCGCUUCUCACUCUGUGCAAUGCCCUUGUCAUGGCCAGGUUUUGGCCUUGUUUGGAAUCAGACCAAAAAACGACUGCUCGAAAAAGUUAAAAGAAGGAAGUAAAUGCAAUGCAGGCCUGCAAAAAACUCUACAUAAAACGUGCAAAGAUGAAUUUAUUAUGUAGGACCUGAACCAUUGCACGCAGCCAUCUAUCUACUUUGAAUAAUUAAUUACUGGAAAAUCAAAGAGUAUUUUAAAAAAAAUUUGAUGAGGGAAGCUGAAAAGAGUCAAAAAAAUAAUGUUAUUUUUUAGUGGACUUCUUGCGGCAUCGCUUCUCUUCACCUUGGGAGGAAAAAAUCUUUUACCUUUAAAGGUAAGGACAUCAAAAAAUAUUAAUUCAUUUGUUGACAACUAACCUGGGUACCGCGCAAAAAAAGUUUUCCGCAUAAAGAAUAACAAUUAAAAUCAUCGAAUAAGUUUAGAUAGUUUUUCCACGGAAUUCUUCCAAUUUUCGACUUUUUUCAAACAUUCGGCUCUUGUUCACUGAUUUGCGGCUGCUGGAAAAAACUUCAGCAGCCGCAAACCAAACUUUUCAAAUGCACCGGACUUUUAAGUAUUCGUACACCAGAGAAAAAGCAAAUGAUGACUCAAUGAAUGGAUUGGCUAUAUGUGAAUAUUUUUGAAAGCAAUGCGUCUUGAGCAUCUCAGCGGCUACUAAUGCAAACGUUUCGAAAAGAUUGAAAUAAAGUUCUUUGGAAACUUUUGACCUUUUUGAUGCUUCUACUUUCUCUCAUAGUUGAGUUCAAAUCCGAAGACAUUAUCCACUUUCCGUCAGCUGAAGACGAAAGAAACAAACAUCUGUUUUAGAUCCUCUGCGAGAACUUGAAGGGCACGCGGUCGAAGGCAAGUGAGCAGCGGCAUCUCGCUUUCAACAGUUUCCUCGCCGGAAUCAGUGCCUUCCUGGCGUUCCUCAUGGCCUUCGUCUAUGCCAGUGAGAUUCUUGUUGUCGUAUCGUUUUUCCAUCCAUCGCUUCUAAAACUAUCGAGUUUCUUUCCACCGAUGCAAGGGACGACUCCAAUUCUUAAAUUAGAAGAAAAGUGACGUUGGAACGGGUGGGGAUAGAUGAGCAGGCAAAUAAAACGAAGAAAGUUGGAAAACAUGAAAUUUGGCAAUAAUUUCAUGGGAUUUGCAUUUGAAAUCUGCACAGAGAGGAAAGUUGAAAAACUUUAAUUAUUGAUAUAUUUCCUUCAUUGAGAAUGAAUUGGAGAAAAAAUAUAGUUGAAAAAGUUUGCUAGAAUCACUAGUUCAAUUGCAGCUCUCAUGUGUAAUUUUUCAGUGUCCAAAUAUGGGAUCAUCUCUUUGGCGGCUACCCCGAAUUUCAAAAGCGAAACAGUCUUCUGCGUCCUCAUUGACGCAUAUGCAGUAAGUACUCGUUCAGCAAAAAAAUCAUACCUCUAUAAAAUUCCCAAGUUUUCUCUGAAAAUUCCAAGUUCUAACUUUUUGCAACAUCAAUCGAUUAAUUGGUUUCUUUCAGAUCUUUGUUUCGAGAUGCGCCAUCACAACUCUGGCCAUUCUUUUCUGUUACCAUUGCAACAUUCUGAGAAAGAAUAUCAAAAAACUCAUCUUGGAAAUGGUCCCAGAGGACCAGGACGAGUGAGAGAAAUAUUCUACUAUAAAACUGAUUAGAAAGUAAAAUUUUAGAUGCCCUCUACCGGAGAUGUCGCUGAAGAAGAUCCACGAUGCACAAGUCGAAUAUCAGAAAAUCUUCAACGGGAAAACUGUCAUCGAAGAUUACUUCUCGUUUGCCCUAUUUUACUCGUAUGGUUGUUGUAUCCCCAUCUUCUGUUUGUUGAUGUAUGUUCUCCUCAAGUCGCAUCAGGUUUUUGAGGUAGAAGCGGUUGUGAGGCUCAAAUCACAAAAGUUUCCAGAUCUCCUGGCCUGAAACUCUCUCUAUCUCUAUUUGGAUCGUCAACGCAAUUAUCGUGCUUCUUCUGUUCAGCAUCCCGGCUUUCAUGAUUCACGAAGAAGUCAGUGACUUCUAUCGCUAGCCAAAGGGCAAAAAGCUCUCAUCAAUUAUCAUAAACCGCAAAAAAUAAGUUUCUCACGGUCCCCCGAGAUUUCAGGGAGACAAGCUCCUUUCGGCCUCCUUCCGGAUGUACCACGAAACUUUUUACGAAGAAAGAGAUCUUCUUGUGUUGGUGCGUUCGUUUGGAAUGAGUCAAAACAAAGUAGAGUUACAAUUAAGGCGCAAAUGACAUUCUUCGCCAUCCAAAUCCACUCGACGAAGCUCACUCUGUCCGCAUGCAACUACUUCUACAUGAACCGCAGGAUUCUCCUCAGUGUGGGUCAAAAGAUUAGAAAUAUGUAUAUGGAAAGGCUUUCAACCGUCCAUGAAGUUACAGUUGAAAAGGAACAAAAUUCAUGGUACAUAAAUUAAUCGAGUAUGAUGAAAAAAGUUGAGCUCUGGAGAAUAACCAUACAAAAGAAUCGAAUGAUUCUCUGGUCACUUGAGUUUUAUUUCCUCCACUUUAAGCGCUUUCUCCGUUUUCUCCACUGCAAAAACCCUCGUAGAAAUGAGAUAAUUGCAGCUUUUCUCGGCAAUCAUCACCUACUUCUUGAUCCUGAUGGAGUUCGACAUGAAGACACCUUCGAUCUACGCGUCCCAGAACUACACGACGUGCCAAUGAGCAAACAUUGCACUCGACUAUAUCUUGCAUAAAAUUCAUGAGAGUUCGAAAAGCCCCAAAUUAAGCACUUUAUGCAGAUUGAUGGCUUCUGAAAGCAGUGGACUUUGAGUAAAUUCAUCCGUUUUUUUGGCCGAUGUACUAUUUUUGAAUAAAAAAACUGUUUGUCACUUUUUGUUUAUGAAAAAAAUUUCAAAGAGCAACGGAAGUAUGUGCCUUUAAAAAAAUUCAAAAAAAUUCCUAGUAAAAAAAUAUUUCAUGAAUAAAAAAAUCUGCCAUGCUCUCAAAGUGAUAUAUUUUGGAUUUUUUUCUCAAAGUGGACAAAUUCUUUAGUCUAAAUGAUCAAACCGAGAAACUGAAAAAAACGAAAAUUGUUUUUUUGUGAAAAUCUAGAAAAAAAUAAAACAAAAAGGCCUUCACUGUCCAUUCAAAUUCGUUUUUUUUAACCUUCACAUCUUUUCAAGUAAAUUUCAACAAAAAAUGUUCUCUUUUAGCUGACUAACGAGUACUUGGCGCAAACCAAUUCUAGUCUGGCAACUGAACGGUUUUGGCAGCCAGAUUGGAGAGCCGACAGAAAGUCGGCAGAUUGUAGCUUUGCUGCGGAUUACAGCCAACUGCGAAGAGAACCGGAUGUUUCUAACCGCUUUCACUCCUGAUCUCAUAUUGUGA
Caenorhabditis auriculariae is the source of this 5424-nucleotide messenger RNA. Lineage: Eukaryota; Metazoa; Nematoda; Chromadorea; Rhabditida; Rhabditidae. The record is from the annotation of a GenBank genome assembly.